This is a messenger RNA of Patella vulgata (common limpet), 2478 nucleotides long. Its product is annotated as tubulin beta chain. Bases 86 to 1423 code for a protein of 445 amino acids. Gene Ontology annotation, cellular component: microtubule; cytoplasm. Gene Ontology annotation, biological process: mitotic cell cycle; microtubule cytoskeleton organization. Lineage: Eukaryota; Metazoa; Mollusca; Gastropoda; Patellidae. The record is from RefSeq and is a predicted model, not a curated record. The transcript is spliced from 4 exons. Gene Ontology annotation, molecular function: GTP binding; structural constituent of cytoskeleton; GTPase activity.
AACGAGGUUAACCGGCACAGUGUCAGUUGAAAUUCAACAGUCAAGUAGCUGAUUCGUAGUUCACAGCUCAGCCGUAACAGACAAGAUGAGAGAAAUUGUUCAUAUGCAAGCCGGCCAAUGUGGCAACCAAAUUGGAGCAAAGUUUUGGGAAGUUAUUUCUGAUGAGCAUGGUAUUGACCCAACAGGUACUUACCAUGGUGAUUCUGAUUUACAGUUGGAAAGAAUCAAUGUUUAUUACAACGAAGCCACAGGAGGUAAAUAUGUACCCCGUGCGGUUCUGGUUGAUCUGGAACCAGGAACCAUGGACUCUGUUCGUUCCGGUCCAUUUGGUCAGAUCUUCCGACCAGAUAACUUUGUAUUUGGACAGUCUGGAGCUGGUAAUAACUGGGCUAAAGGUCAUUAUACAGAGGGAGCUGAGCUGGUGGAUUCCGUACUGGACGUCGUGAGGAAGGAGGCCGAGAGCUGUGACUGUCUCCAAGGUUUUCAACUCACACAUUCCCUAGGUGGAGGAACUGGUUCCGGUAUGGGAACUCUCCUCAUCAGUAAAAUCCGAGAAGAAUACCCAGAUAGAAUUAUGAACACAUUUUCCGUGGUACCAUCACCCAAGGUAUCUGAUACAGUUGUCGAACCUUACAACGCCACACUAUCUGUCCAUCAAUUGGUUGAAAAUACAGAUGAAACCUACUGUAUUGAUAAUGAGGCUCUCUACGAUAUCUGUUUCCGUACCUUGAAACUGACCACGCCUACAUACGGUGAUUUGAAUCAUCUGGUAUCGGCCACCAUGUCUGGAGUGACCACAUGUCUACGAUUCCCUGGUCAACUUAAUGCUGAUCUACGUAAACUUGCCGUCAAUAUGGUGCCCUUCCCACGUCUGCAUUUCUUUAUGCCUGGAUUCGCUCCCCUUACAUCACGAGGUAGUCAGCAGUACAGAGCUCUUACAGUGCCCGAGCUCACCCAGCAGAUGUUUGAUGCCAAGAACAUGAUGGCUGCCUGCGAUCCCCGUCAUGGUAGAUACUUGACAGUUGCUGCCAUGUUCAGAGGUCGUAUGUCCAUGAAGGAGGUUGAUGAACAGAUGUUGAACGUCCAGAACAAGAACAGCAGUUACUUCGUUGAAUGGAUCCCUAACAACGUGAAGACCGCCGUCUGCGAUAUCCCUCCCAGAGGUCUAAAGAUGUCUGCCACCUUCAUUGGCAACAGCACCGCUAUCCAAGAAUUGUUCAAGCGAAUUUCUGAACAGUUUACUGCUAUGUUCAGGCGAAAGGCUUUCCUCCAUUGGUAUACUGGUGAAGGUAUGGAUGAGAUGGAAUUUACCGAGGCCGAGUCCAACAUGAACGAUCUGGUCUCGGAAUAUCAACAAUACCAGGAUGCAACAGCUGAAGAAGAGGGAGAAUUUGACGAAGAAGAAGAUGAGGAAGCAGCUUAAAAUAUUGAAAUAACCAAAAACGUAAUUAAAAUCCAGCAAAAUGAACACGCAAUGUCAAAAUUUAUUUUCUUAAAAAUAUCCUUAUUUUGUUUUUUUUAUAUAUCAGAAUUUGGUUGUAUAAAAAACUGUCCAAAUUAUUUUUAAAAUUUGAAGCCAAAGUUAAACAAACUAUAAAUGAACCAAAGGACCAUGUUCUUGUUUGGUGUAAAAUUCCUUCCCGGGGCCAUUAUUAUGAAUGAAAAAUGAAUUCCACUAUAUUUUUUUUUUUAGCGUGAAUAUUAUCCCAGUAUUAUUUAUAUAUCGGCAUAAAUCCAUUUUAUUUUUGUUAUAAUCUUAAUCAACAUAUCUUGUUAUUCCUUUUUUUCAUGUUUUUCUUGCUCUCCCUUUUUUCAUGUUUUUCUUGCUCUCCCUUUAUUUUCCUCUCUUAUAAGUUCUUUAGACAAAUAGAACUCGUCAUUAAAAUUACCGUCUCCAUUUCUCAAUCUUAUGAUUUUUAUUGUUGACCAGGAGCCUUAUUCACAAAAACUUAACUAAAACAUUUUAAGGAUGCAGGCUUUUCAUUGGUUAAAAUUUAAAAUCGGUACAAAUUUUAGGUCUUGGCCAAUGAAAAGGAUUCAUUCUUAAGAUAAGUUUUAUUUUUUUGUGAAUAUGGCCACAGAAGUUUGGGUAUUUUUGUUGAACACUAAAAUGCAUUCAAUUUAUUUGCAUGAAUUGUCAAAUCUGCAAAAAAUGUUAAUGGUUUAUACACCAUAUAUUUGGUCCGAUCUGGUAUAGUAUAGCUGACAAAACUUUCAUAAAAAAAAAAAUAUUGUUCAUGUGGAGUUUUAUUUGUCUAAUGUUUACCUCGACUAUUUUCUAGCAUCUUAACUUUUAGAUCAUCUCUUGUUUUAUACCAUCAUAAGUUAUAAAUAUUACAUCUGGAUUGUGCUAUAUAAAGGUUGUUAUAUUGUCAAAUAUCUGAUUUUAUCCAAGGUUAGUGUCAAUGGGUCACAAUAUAAACAUUUUAUCCAAAUGCUUCAUAUAAUUUCAAUAUCAAAUAAAACAAUAAAAAUCGA